This is a messenger RNA of Cladocopium goreaui, 651 nucleotides long. NCBI's taxonomy places the organism in Eukaryota, Dinophyceae, Suessiales, Symbiodiniaceae. The record is from the annotation of a GenBank genome assembly.
GUGCCGACCGAGAUGCCUUCGCCCGCCACAUCUGUGGUGGAGGGUACGGUGGAGGUGCCCACAGCGCCUGAUGUGAUGGAGCUUCCUCCCCGGCCCGAGCUAGGUGAAUCUGCCAUAUUUGUGUCCCCCGAGAUGGCAGUGCCGCGUCUGGACGAGGUACCGAUUCCGUAUGGAUCGUCAGUCGCCAUGGGCUCAUCGGGAUUGAUGAGCUCAGCGAUCCCUUCGCCUUCAGAGAUGCCGGUUCCAACAGAGAUGCCCACCAGCCCGCUGGCACCACAAGAUCCCACAGAGGCUGUUACUGGCGAGACUGGCACCUUGGGAACCAAUGUGCCGACGGUGUCAGGAGGUGAACGCACUCUGGAAGCGACAGAAAUUCCUCUGCCUCAAAGGUCGUCAGGCCCCCUGGCAUCCUCAACCGCUCUGGCAUCUUCGGCGCUGUCGCCUUCGGAGAUGCCGGUUCCCACGGAGCUACCCACGAGUCCGAUGGAAGAGCCUGUGGUGGGAGAGCCAACUCACUUGCCAGGAUACGAUCCCACGGUGGAGGUGCCCACGGUGGAGGUGACCACCGAUGAACCUCCUCUGUUGGUGCCAGGUGUCCAUUCCUCGGCCUUUCUGGGUCCCGACUCCUCCGCGGGCCCGGGGUCGCCCUCG